Didymella exigua CBS 183.55 is the source of this 1779-nucleotide messenger RNA. Its product is annotated as acetyl-CoA synthetase-like protein. The record is from RefSeq and is a predicted model, not a curated record. The transcript has 2 exons. Bases 1 to 1779 code for a protein of 592 amino acids. Gene Ontology annotation, biological process: fatty acid metabolic process. Lineage: Eukaryota; Fungi; Ascomycota; Dothideomycetes; Pleosporales; Didymellaceae. Gene Ontology annotation, molecular function: medium-chain fatty acid-CoA ligase activity.
AUGGCGUCGACGCUCCCUCGCCUGCCCAUCUUCGAGGCCCUCAAGAAGCACGACGCCCAGCGCACCGCCGUUGUCCACUCGCUAUCCGGGCGGCGCUUCACCUACGGCGAGCUGGUCAACGAUGUCGCCGCGGCCAAGGACAAGCUGCAGCGCAACACAGGCGGCCGGAGCGCAGAGGGUGCGCGCAUUGCGUUCCUGGUGGAGAAUGGCUAUGAUUAUGUAGCCAUUGACUGCCGGAUAGUGACGCUGCUGUCCAUUCUGGCCGCCCAUGCCGUCGCCGUGCCGCUGUCGCCCACGUUCCCCGCCCAUGAGCUGCGCUACAUCAUCGACCAGAGCGAGUCGCUGAUGCUCCUCUCGUCGGACAAGUUCCAGGACAAGGCGGACGAGGUGCUGCGGGAGGGCAUGGAGACCAGCCCGAUCAACUGGAAGCGGGAGAAGAUCAUGAUGGGCAAGACAGACGACUACGUCACCCUGGAAGAGCCGACGAGCGCCGAGGGCGGCAUGAUGCUGUACACUUCCGGCACCACGAGCCGGCCCAAAGGCGUUAUGCUGCCCCAGGAUGUGCUGGCCGCGCAGUCUCAGUCGCUGCUGAAGGCCUGGAACUACACGCCCGACCAUGUGCUGUUGCACGUGCUUCCGCUGCACCACAUUCACGGCACAGUCAACGCGCUGCUCACACCGCUCCUCGCCGGCAGCACCAUCGAGUUCCAGUUCCCCUUUAAUGCACAGGCAGCCUGGGAACGCCUUGCCGCGCCCUUCCUGCCGAGCCCAGACCCAGCGAAGAAGCCCAUCACCUUCCUCACCGUAGUUCCUACCAUCUACACACGCCUCCUCUCCUCGCACGCCAGCUUGACCCCUGAGCUCCAAGCAGCGACGAAGACCGCCCUGCAUCCCUCGAAUCUGCGACUGAACAUAUCUGGCUCAGCAGCUCUCCCCACACCAGUGAAAUCAGCAUGGUCGGAGCUUAGCGGCGGCAACGUUUUGCUUGAGAGAUACGGAAUGACAGAGGUGGGCAUGGCACUAUCUUGCGGUCUCGACUUUGCAGACCGAGUGGACGGCUCAGUCGGCUGGCCACUGCCCUCAGUGCAAGCCCGUCUUGUAGAUACAGACACGGGCGAAGUCAUCCAGGAAGGAGAAGAAAUCGACCCAUCGACCGGUCGCGAACGCCACGGCGAGAUCCAGCUUCGCGGCCCAACCAUCUUCCGCGAAUACUGGAAGAACCCCACCGCAACGGCAAAGGAAUUCGUCGAAGACGCAGACGGCCAGGGCAAAUGGUUUAAGACUGGCGACGUCGCGAUCCGCAAGACCGUGUCCGGCGCAGGCAAGAGCUUACAAGACUGGGCCAAAGGACCGCUGUACUUCAUCCAAGGCCGCAAAUCCGCCGACAUUAUCAAAACGGGCGGCGAGAAGGUCUCCGCCCUCGAAAUCGAGCGCGAAAUGCUCUCUCUGCCCUACAUCUCUGAAGUCGCCGUCGUCGGGCUACCAAGCGAAGCCUGGGGUCAGAAGGUCGCAGCUGUUGUCGUGCUGUCUGAGCAGGGCAAGACAGCGGGCAGAGCCGGCAAAGCGUGGUCGGCACUCGAUAUGAGGCGCGCGCUGAAGGACGUCCUUGCCAAUUACAAGAUCCCGCAGGAGAUGAAGGUCGUUGACAGCAUCCCGCGGAAUGCGAUGGGCAAGAUCAAUAAAAAGCAGCUCGUCAUCCAGAUCUGGGGCGAGCUGCUCGACGCACCGCCAGCGGCAAAGCAAAAUGGCGCUGUGCAAGUACCGAACGGAAGUGUAUAA